This is a messenger RNA of Setaria italica (foxtail millet), 1005 nucleotides long. RefSeq lists its product as uncharacterized. NCBI's taxonomy places the organism in Eukaryota, Viridiplantae, Streptophyta, Magnoliopsida, Poales, Poaceae. The record is from RefSeq and is a predicted model, not a curated record. Bases 1 to 1005 code for a protein of 334 amino acids. Gene Ontology annotation, molecular function: protein binding. The transcript has a single exon.
AUGGAUUGCCCCAAGACCAAGGGGAUCGAGGCCGCGGUGGCCUGCCUCCCUGACGACGCCCUCGAGGGGAUCCUCUCCCGCCUCCGCGCCAAGCCCCUCUUCCGAUUCAAUUGCGUCUCCAAGGCCUGGUGCGGCCUCAUCGCCGACCGCCUCCGCUGCCGCAAGUUCCCCCAAAACCUAGAGGGUUUCUUCAUCGGCGGCCGAGGUGAGAACUUCGGCGAUUUCAUCGACCUGUCGGGGAGGCCGGUGCCUCUCGUCGAUCCUUCCUUCUCCUUCCUCACGAAUUCGCAAGAGAUUGCGAAGAUCGUCCUCUUGGGUUCCUGCAACGGACUUGUCCUCUUUGGGCACAGGCGGGUUUCAGAUAACUAUGACACACUGGGAUACAUUGUUUGCAACCCCGCUACAGAGCAGUGGGUGACUGUGCCCAGCUCCGGCUGGACUCCAUGGGAAGACAGUGAGGACGAAGAGAACCAAGAUGACGUUCAAGCGGAACGCCUCGACACCUAUUUGAUCUUCGACCCAGCAGUCUCUCCACACUUUCAAUUGGUCCAGUUAUUGUCGCUUGAUCUGUAUGAUUUGGAAGAGGUGCACACCUUCUCUUCUGUAACUGGGGCAUGGAGGCAACAUGAAGGUAUACAUGGCCAGGCAUGGAAGCAGUGGGGUAGUAUGGCAAUGGCCAUAUCUGUGGCGUGCGCCUUUAAUGGAAUGCUGCACAUGAGUAUCCAUUUCCAUGAUAGUAACCUGAAUAUGAUAGUUGCGGUUGAUGGGGAAGGGGAGCCUUUUAAGACGAUGCACUGGCCAGACGAUAGUGGUCGUGUUGUUUUUUUUGUUGGUCAAUCUCAAGGGCACCUGCAUUGCAUGAGUGUACAUACGGGAGACCUUGUCCAGAUGACUCAACUGUCAAUUUGGGUUCUUGAGGACUAUGAUGCGGAAAAAUGGGUUCUGAUCGAGGGACAAUGUGAGCUUCUUCCAGCUGUUUGGAAGAAUGAGAUGCCAUUACCUUGA